Odocoileus virginianus texanus is the source of this 1596-nucleotide messenger RNA. The record is from RefSeq and is a predicted model, not a curated record. Lineage: Eukaryota; Metazoa; Chordata; Mammalia; Artiodactyla; Cervidae.
CUGAAGCCCUAUAGGCCCCUGUUCUCCUCUCUCAGUUCCAGUCCAGGCCUCUCCUCCAUGGGGAAGAUUGCUUCCAUGCCUGCAUCCCUUCUGGGUCAGAAGACCCCUACUGGGCUGCCUCAGGGCCACUGGGACCCUGGAAUUGCCCCCAAGUCAUCUCCACUCUGUCCCCUCACCCCCACCCCUGUCCCGGGUGCAUCCUCAGGGCUGUCCCCUCCCAGGGGUCCAGCAGGGACCUCCUCUUUCAGCUCCUGCCCUUUAAAGGGGGCCGACCAUCCAUCUAUCCCUUCCCCCUCCCUGGGAUGCCUGACAGGUCCCAUGUCAGCAUCAGACACAGCAUCCUUGUUCAUUUCCAAUCCCUUCUCCCCAGCUUGGAAGCUGCUAACCAGUCUCCCAGGCCAGGAGAAUCCUCACAGGUAAGACUUCUAGAUCUUUCCAGAUUCCCACCUGGAUGGCAGCCUUGGAGCCCAACACUGUGACUUUAGUCUGUGGUUCCUCAAUGACACCCCACCUUGGAGUCAUCCUGGGCUGGGGACUCCCUUCCUCAAUGAGGAAGAGUCCCAUGUGAAGGCAAAAAUGGGUGGAGGGGAUUCACAACAGUCCCUACUUCCCAUGCCCCCAUGGCCUUGCUCUCACUCCAGGGCUCCUCCCUGUGAACUUCAUGGCCAGUUAUAUCUUCAGCUUCAUCAACACCUCCCUGUACCUGCACCAGCCGGUCCUGGAGUGGUGCGUGGCUGUGUACUCGAUCUGCUUCAUCCCAGCAGCCCUGGCCAUCCUGUUGAACCUGGGCAAAUGGCAAUUCAGGCUGCCCGGGCCCUUCUCCCUCUUCAAGCUUGUGCUCACCCUGCUCUCCGUCCCCCUCUAUGUCAACGCUCUGGUCCUCUGGUCACUCUACCAGUUCAAUGAGGAGUUUGGUGGACACCCCCAGCAGUUCAGUGAUAAAGGCUGCACCAAUUAGCUCAGCUACAACCUGUGCUUCUGAAACAGAGACUGGCUGUGGCCAACCUGAUGGCCAUAAACCUGCUGAUUUAUGUGACCGACCUGGUGUACUGGGCCCACCAGGUUUCUGUAGGGACUGAGGGUCAGCCCAGUGCUCCCGAUCCCCUCCACUCACAGGAGGUGUCUUUACAGAGCUCUGUCAGCCCCGAUGUCCUCUUCCUGGCUCUCCUCACUCCCUGCUGGCAUUCUUCCCCACUCAUCUCACUCUCUUUUCUGUUCCCUUCCCUCCUGCUCUGCCUCCUUCCUGUCUUGUGUGGUUGCCCACAUUCUGUUUUCCUUCUUUCUCUUGCUUCUCUCAUUUUUUUCUACAUUUUUCUACCGUUUGCUCCUUUCCUGGUCAUCCUUGAUUUUCUCAUUUCCUGUGUCCUGACCACCUCGCUCCAUUUACCUUCUCCUGAUCAGAGCAGCCUGGCAUAAUUCAAGCUCCCACUCAAGAUCAAAUUCAAAAACAGAUAGAAAAGAUUGAAAACAACCGAGGUGUUCAUCUUUAGGAUGCGGAUUAAUAAACGAUGAUGGGGGAGGGAACUAAGAUGGCAGAGGAAUAGGACGGGGAGACCAAUUUCUCCCCCACAAAUUCAUUGAAAGAUCAUUUGAACG